Molecule: messenger RNA, 939 nt
Organism: Elephantulus edwardii (Cape elephant shrew)
Lineage: Eukaryota; Metazoa; Chordata; Mammalia; Macroscelidea; Macroscelididae
Product: olfactory receptor 4K3-like
Exons: 1
Coding region: 1-939 (312 amino acids)
Biological process (GO): G protein-coupled receptor signaling pathway
Cellular component (GO): membrane
Molecular function (GO): G protein-coupled receptor activity; olfactory receptor activity
Source: RefSeq, a predicted model, not a curated record
AUGGAAGAAGGAAAUCAAUCGGCAGUAUCUGAGUUUCUUUUCAGAGGACUUUGCAAUUCAAAGGAGCUCCAAACCUUCUUCUUAGUGCCAUUUUCUAUACUCUACCUGAUGACUGUUUUUGGGAACCUCCUUGUUGUAUUCUUGAUCAUUACUGACCCUCAUCUCCAUUCCCCAAUGUACUUUCUCCUGGCCAAUCUCUCAUUCACUGAUUUCUGCCUUUCUUCAGUUACCACCCCAAAACUAACUGUAGACUUCCUAAAGGAUUAUAAGACUAUCUCCUUUUGGGGCUGCAUGGCUCAGAUUCUCUGUGUGCAUUUCUUCGGAGGAGGUGAAAUGGUGCUACUGGUAACAAUGGCUUAUGACCGUUACGUGGCCAUCUGCAAACCACUCCAUUAUUCUAGCAUAAUGGACUCUAAAAAGUGCAUCUGGCUAGUUUUGAUAACAUGGAUCAUUGGCUUUGUACAUUCCACAAGUCAAUUGGCUAUGGUUAUGGAACUACCAUUCUGUGGACCAAGAAUAGUGGACAGCUUUUUCUGUGAUAUCCCUUUAGUAAUUAAACUAGCCUGCAUGGAUACUCAUACUAUGGGAACAUUGAUAAAUGCUGAUAGUGGGUUCUUGGCAACAACCUGUUUCAUUCUCUUGCUGGUCUCCUACACCUAUAUCUUACUAACUGUUCGCCUUCACUCAAAGGAUGGGGCAUCAAAGGCACUCUCUACCUGCACGUCCCAUAUCACAGUGGUUGUGUUGUUCUUUGGACCCUGCAUUUUUAUCUAUCUGUGGCCACUCAGCAUUACAUGGGUGGACAAGUUUCUUGCUGUGUUUUACACAGUCAUUACACCUCUCCUGAAUCCAGCUAUUUACACACUGAGAAAUAAAGAGAUUAAAAAUGCCAUGAAGAGACUUAUAAAUCGGCAUAUGGUUUCAAGAGACAAUUUUUAG